CCAUUUUGAUCACAUGUGAGUAUCUCCAGUCUGUUCUCCUUUUUUCACGCUGAGUCUAGCUGGUCGGCUUGUGAUCACUCGAACAAGUUUGCAAAACGUGCUACUGAAAAAUCCCAAGAACAAAGAACGCCAGUAUCCGAGGCUAGUACGUAUCCGUCAUUUCUUGAACGUUUUCCGAGAGUCGGCAAUUUCGGCAACGAACCGCACGCAAUCCUUUUCGCGCCAUCUUCUUAAGGAAAACGGUCAAAAAACCGUAGUAAACUCGUCCCCGAAGAAUAACAGAAACUAAGGAUGGCAGACAUAGAGGAUACUCACUUUGAGACUGGAGACUCUGGUGCUUCUGUAACAUACCCGAUGCAGUGUUCAGCUCUGCGUAAAAACGGGUUUGUCAUGCUGAAAUCUCGGCCGUGCAAAAUUGUAGAAAUGUCAACUUCUAAAACAGGAAAACAUGGCCAUGCCAAAGUACAUCUUGUAGGCAUUGACAUUUUUACUUCAAAAAAAUAUGAGGACAUUUGUCCAUCUACGCACAAUAUGGAUGUGCCAUUUGUUAAGCGGGAAGAUUAUCAGCUAGCAGACAUAUCUGACGAUGGCUACUUAUGCCUGAUGGCUGAUAAUGGUGAACUCCGUGAAGAUUUAAAAAUUCCUGAUGGUGAACUGGGUACUCAGUUACGUGCUGAUCAUGAGGCUGGGAAAGAGCUUCUUUGCACUGUACUGAAGGCAUGUGGUGAAGAAGUUGUGAUUGCCAUUAAAACUAACACUGCCAUCGAUAAAUAAUUGUGUUCAGUCCAGACUCCACCAUCACAUUAAAGAAAUAAACAAAACACACACAGUUAAUAUAUUAUUAAGAGAAACCUAAGAUACAAUACAAGAUGAUCAAUGGUUAACAUAAGAACUACUACCAACAACAAAUAGGGAGGAAAAGAGAGUGGGGGCACUUGGGAAAAGAAUAAAACGAAGGGGAAAGAAAUAACGUGGGAAAGGAAAGAAGCAAACAUGUAAUUUAAAAACUGAAAGGAAGAGAAAAACAAUGUGCGUGAGCGUGUAAGUGUGAGGGAGGAGAGGAUUACAAAUAAUGAAAUAAUUGCAAAAACAAAAAAAAAAAAAAUAAAAAAAACAAAUAAAAA
Molecule: messenger RNA, 1124 nt
Organism: Bombus huntii
Lineage: Eukaryota; Metazoa; Arthropoda; Insecta; Hymenoptera; Apidae
Gene: eEF5
Product: eukaryotic translation initiation factor 5A
Exons: 4
Coding region: 292-774 (160 amino acids)
Biological process (GO): positive regulation of translational elongation; positive regulation of translational termination
Molecular function (GO): translation elongation factor activity; ribosome binding; RNA binding
Source: RefSeq, a predicted model, not a curated record